This is a messenger RNA of Rosa chinensis, 636 nucleotides long. RefSeq names its product sulfhydryl oxidase 2. Gene Ontology annotation, molecular function: flavin-dependent sulfhydryl oxidase activity; protein disulfide isomerase activity. Gene Ontology annotation, cellular component: Golgi membrane. The transcript is spliced from 6 exons. Gene Ontology annotation, biological process: protein folding. Lineage: Eukaryota; Viridiplantae; Streptophyta; Magnoliopsida; Rosales; Rosaceae. The coding region runs from base 1 to 636 and encodes 211 amino acids. The record is from RefSeq and is a predicted model, not a curated record.
AUGGUUUUCCAAGCAGAUCCUAGCAAUACUUUUUCUAGUAGAGAAGCCGGAUCCCCAAAACAAACCCUUCAACGAACAAAAGCCCUUUCCCGUCGACCUGAAAGUCGUUACGGCAAUUCCCGCCUGCUCACCGUCACAAUCUCGUCGCCGGGAUCGCCGUUGAUCCUCCGCGCCGUCAACAACGGCACCGUCGAUUUGAACGUCACCAAUUUCGAUGCGGUGCUCCGUGAAACUCCGGCCACCUACGCACUAGUUGAAUUCUUCGCUCACUGGUGUCCGGCAUGCCGAAAUUUUAAGCCGCAUUAUGAAAAGGUUGCGAGGCUGUUCAAUGGGCCUGAUGCUGUGUAUCCGGGGAUGUUAUUGAUGACAAGGGUUGACUGUGCAUCAAAGAUAAAUACCAAACUCUGUGAUAACUUCUCUGUAAGUCAUUAUCCUAUGCUCUUUUGGGGCCCUCCAUCUAAAUUUGUAUCUGCUGGUUGGGAGCCUAAACAAGAGAAGAGUGAUAUACAAGUCAUUGAUAAUGGGCAUACAGCUGACCGGCUGCUUAGUUGGAUCAACAAGCAAAUGGGCAGCUCAUUUGGAUUGGAGGAUCGAAUAUCUCGCAAUGUGGCACAAGCACUGUCAUCUCUGAAGUAA